AUGUCUGGUCGCGGCAAAGGUGGCAAGGGUCUGGGCAAAGGAGGAGCCAAGCGGCAUCGCAAGGUUUUGCGUGACAACAUCCAAGGCAUCACGAAGCCGGCAAUUCGCCGUCUUGCUCGUCGUGGCGGUGUGAAGCGUAGCUCCGGUCUGAUCUACGAGGAGACCCGCGGUGUUCUCAAGGUGUUUCUAGAGAACGUGAUUCGCGACGCUGUGACGUACACGGAGCACGCGAAGCGUAAGACGGUGACAGCUAUGGAUGUGGUGUACGCACUGAAACGCCAAGGCCGCACUUUGUACGGUUUCGGUGGCUAGAGAAAAGAACUGACCACCAGGUCCGCACGAGAACG
Messenger RNA from Dicrocoelium dendriticum, 347 nucleotides. Lineage: Eukaryota; Metazoa; Platyhelminthes; Trematoda; Plagiorchiida; Dicrocoeliidae. The record is from the annotation of a GenBank genome assembly.